CGACCCGUAAUCCAGUUCCGUCGGAAGCGGGCGCGGCGUCCGUUUCUUCAUAGUCGUCGUGGGUGAAGUCUUGACCGCCUUUAAAAUAAGGUCUUAAGGAUGAACUUGGGAUUUCUGACAUUUUCAGUUUGGAUCGGUGGCUUCUAGAGAAAUGAGCCUCUUCAAACAGAUUCCAACUUGUUUUUCAGGAAUUGUCCAGAUGGAGGAAGAUAAGCAUUACAAUAAAGUUGAAGAUGUGGUUGGAAGUCAUGUGGAAGAUGCAGUAACAUUUUGGGCCCAGAGUAUUAGUAGAAAUAAGGAUAUUAUGAAGAUUGGUUGUUCACUCUCUGAAGUUUGUCCCCAUGCCAAUUCAGUUUUUGGGAAUCUUGAUCCAAAGAAGAUUUAUGGUGGAUUAUUUUCUGAAGAUAAAUGUUGGUACAGAUGCAAAGUACUGAAAAUCAUCAGUGAUGAAAAGUGUCUGGUGAGAUACAUUGACUAUGGAAAUACUGAAAUUCUAAAUCGAUCUGAUAUAGUUGAGAUUCCUUUGGAUCUGCAAUUUUCUAGUGUUGCCAAAAAAUACAGGCUUUGGGGACUGCAGAUUCCUUCUGGCCAAGAAGUUACCCAGUUUGAUCAGGGCAGAACCUUUUUGGGGAGCUUGAUUUUUGAAAAGGAGAUAAAAAUGAGAACUAAAGCAACCUAUCAAGAUGGAACAGUUAUUGCUCAGGCUGAGUAUGGCAGUGUGGAUAUAGGGGAGGAGGUGGCUAAGAAAGGAUUUGCAGAAAAAUGCAAACUCACUUCCAGCACUAAUGCCUGUGAGGAAAAAAAAUCAGAUCCUGGUCAGCUUGUCCUCAAGAACCUCAAAAGCCCCAUUCCCUCAUGGGGGCAUAGAUCAAACCAGUCAGCCUUCACCCGACCAAAGGGGCGCUUAAGUGGGAGGAUGACUCUUGACUUGAAGAAUGAGAAUGAUGCAGGAAAUCAUGUGACAUUUCCAAAGGAAAAUUUGGCUGUUGGAGACUUUAAUUUAGGGUCUAAUGUCAGCCUGGCAAAAAUUAAGCAGGACCAGAAACUGAUUGAAGAAAAUGAAAGACUUAAAACAGAGAAGGAAGUUCUUCUUGAAAGUUACAAAGCUUUAGAGUCCAAAGUAGAACAGACUGCCCAGGAACUGCAGCAAGAGAAAGCGACCACCAUGGAUUUGACUAAACAUUUAGAAAGCACUCUGAAGACUUGUGUCGGUACCAGAAUGGAAAAUCUGGCAGUUAAGGUUGAAAUAUUGAAAGAAAUUAGACGUGUCAACAUCAAUGUUCGUUUUGGAAAUGACCUUUCAGAUGCUAUGCAAGUGCUAGAAGAAGAGUCCUUUACCAUCCCAGCUUCUUUGACUGAAUUAGAGAGAAUUUGGGCAGAAUACAGUCUUGCUCAGGAGAACAUACAAACUUGUCAAAAUGUGGAUGAAGGGAGUAUUUUGAUUGCCAAAAGAAACGAAGUGCAACAGAAGCUGAACAUGGCAAUGGAAGUUUUUAUUCUGGAAGUAGAUGAGUUACCUCUUAAUAAGCGCUUGAAAACAUUGCAGGAUUUGUCAACCUCUUUAGAGGCAGUGUAUGGACAGGCCAAAGAAGGGACAAAGUCUGAAGAAAUACUUAAGAAGUUUUAUGACUGGAAGUGUGAUAAAAGAGAGGAAUUCAUCAGUGUUAGAAGUGAAACAGAAGUUUCUCUACAACGUCUUGUAGCAUGGUUCCAGAACACUGUAAAGGCUUUUGAUCUCUCUGUGGAAGAAACACAAACUUCUAAAGACACAAUCAAUAAUGUUGAUGAAAUCCUAGAGAAGACUGAGUCAAGUGUCUGCAAAGAACUGGAGAUAUCUCUGAUUGAGCACGGUGAUGCAGACAAGGAGAUCAUUUUAAAUACAUACAGUCAAAUACUACAGAAGAUCCAUUCAGAGGAAAGGCUUAUUGCUACAGUACAAUCCAAGUAUAAGGACAGUAUUGAGUUUAAGAAGCAGAUUACUGAAUGUUUAAACAAGAGCUCCAAUGUGGAUCACUUGCUGUCCAUUAAAAAGACACUGAAAAACUUAAAAGCUCGACUGAGAUGGAAAUUGGUUGAAAAGAAUAAUUUGGAAGAAUCUGAUGACCAUGAUGGAUCUGAAAUUGAGAAAAUAAAACAAGAAAUAACUCAGUUGCGUAAUAGUGUCUUUCACGAAAUUUAUCGUGAGCAGGAGGAAUAUGAGAAGCUGAAUUGCUUGGUGCAGAAAUGGUUCCCUGAGUUGCCUCUGCUUUAUCCUGAAAUAGGAUUACUUAAGUACAUGAACUCUGGUGGUCUUCUUACUAUGAGUUUGGAACGGGAUCUUCUUGAUGCUGAGCCCAUGAAGGAACUUAGCAGCAAGCGCCCUUUGGUUUGUUCUGAGGUUAAUGGGCAAAUAAUUCUUUUAAAGGGCUAUUCUGUGGAUGUGGACACAGAAGCUAGGGUGAUUCAGAGAGCAGCCGCCUACCACAGAGCUUGGAGAGAAGCUAAAGAAGGGUCUGGGUUACUACCGUUGAUAUUCCUAUUUUUGUGUAAGUCUGAUCCUAUGGUUUAUCUGAUGGUCCCAUACUAUCCUAGGGCAAACCUGAGUGCUGUUCAAGCCAGUGUGCCUUUAACUUCAGAAGAAGCUUUAAAGGUCAUGAAAGGUGUUGCCCAGGGCCUACAUACAUUGCACAAGGCUGACAUAAUUCAUGGAUCACUUCAUCAGAACAAUGUAUUUGCUUUAAAUCGUGAACAAGGAAUUGUUGGAGAUUUUGACUUCACCAAAUCUGUGAGUCAGCGAACUUCAGUGAACAUGAUGGUUGGUGACUUGAGUUUGAUAUCACCUGAACUGAAAAUGGGAAAGCCUGCUUCUCCAAGUUCUGACUUGUAUGCUUAUGGUUGCCUUUUAUUAUGGGUCCCUGAGGUUCUGUCCAGUUUUUGGCUGCUGUUCAACUUUCUGUUCAAAAUCAGAAAUUUGAGACAAAUGAAGAUGGAAUUCCAAAAGUGGAUCAGUUUCGUUUGCUUGAUAUAUUGUAGAAGUUCAAUGACUGCUGAGCAAGUUUUGAAUGCAGAAUGUUUCUUGGUGCCAAAGGGGAAAUCAACUCCAAACCCAGAAAAAGAUACUGAAUAUACACAAUAUAAAGAAAAAGAAGAAUUAAAGAUGGAGAACUUGGACCAAUAUAAGGAAAAGACAAGAAAUGGUGAAGCCAGCUUUGAUUGAUGGAUUAGUAUUUUUUUUGUUGUUGCAGAUGUUCCUUUUAAAACUUUUUUUCAGUUGGCUAAGUAAACAAAAAAAUUCGGAAGUGUU
Canis lupus familiaris (dog) is the source of this 3283-nucleotide messenger RNA. It is a transcript of the gene STK31, whose product is annotated as serine/threonine kinase 31. Gene Ontology annotation, biological process: protein phosphorylation. The coding region runs from base 152 to 3196 and encodes 1014 amino acids. Gene Ontology annotation, molecular function: ATP binding; protein kinase activity. Lineage: Eukaryota; Metazoa; Chordata; Mammalia; Carnivora; Canidae. The transcript has 25 exons. The record is from RefSeq and is a predicted model, not a curated record.